Messenger RNA from Oncorhynchus mykiss (rainbow trout), 4295 nucleotides. The record is from RefSeq and is a predicted model, not a curated record. NCBI's taxonomy places the organism in Eukaryota, Metazoa, Chordata, Actinopteri, Salmoniformes, Salmonidae.
CCAUUUCAUGAUCUGCGACCAGCAGAAUGGUAAAGUGAAGGAAAUGUUUUCAAUGGAACGGAUGUGAAGGCGGAGUCUGUCUUUUCUUUCGGGACUUUAGGCAGAGAGUCACUGGUUAGAAUAUAACGUUACCUCCAUAAUCUACAAUUCAACAGACUAGGGAUAAACAUCUCAUCUGGUUCACUUGGUCUGAACUCUGCAAACGACCGACCGUAAACGAGUGUCUACAAUGACUCAGGAAACACUCUCCCUCCAACCCCCCUCCCCCCUACCCCUCCCGGAGUCCCCGGGUCGUACCUCUCCUGGUAACACCUUACUGCUGGGUCUGAAGAGGUUGUCUGUGCUGCUGGUCGACUACAGGAAAACGCCGGAGCUAAGGGACAGUCCUAACCGUCACUCUCUCGGUAGAAGGGGCUUGUCAUCUGGGCAGGCAAAACAUCAUGAUGCUGUCGAGGCAGAGAAAAGUGUCUCAAGAUCAGAACACCUCAAGAAACAACAGCUGAGACCCACGAGGAAGAAACCUCACUGCUGCUCUGACUGUGGAAAGAGUUACACCUCUAAAGUAAACCUUAGAGGACACCAGAGAAUUCAUACUGGAGAGAAACCUCACUGCUGCGCCCAGUGUGGAGCUAGCCUCUCCUCUGCCAGUGCACUGGAAGGACACAUGCGGAUUCACACUGGAGAAAAACCGUACCAGUGCUCAGAAUGUGGGCAGAGAUUUACAUACUCCAGUGGUUUACGGGUACAUGAGAGAAUAAAACACACCGGCGAAAAACCACACUGUUGCUCUGACUGCGGGAAGAGAUUUGCUACAUCUCAAAGCUUAAAAGCUCACUGGCGGAUUCACACUGGAGAGAGACCGUUCCACUGCUCUGAGUGUGGGAAGAGUUUCACAGAAGCCUCGGCACUGUCUGAACACAAACGAAUACACACAGGAGAAAAGCCUCACCACUGUGAGCAGUGCGGAGGAAGCUUUUCCUCCGCUAAGUUACUCAGAAUACAUCAUAGGAUUCACACAGGGGAGAAACCUUACCAUUGUGCUGACUGUGGGAAAAGCUUCAGACUGAUUUGUACUUUAAGAUGUCACCAGCUAAGACAUACUGGAGAGAAGCCCCACCAAUGUACUGAGUGCGGGAAAAGGUUUGCUGUUAAGACUGGACUCUUGCGACAUAACAUAGUGCACACUGGAGAGAAAGGAUACCAAUGCCCACAGUGUGGCAAGAAGCUAGGAUCAUCUCAUUCUCUAGAGCAGCAUAAGCGAACGCACACUGGACAGAAACCCUUCCACUGUUCCCACUGUAAGUUAAGCUUUGCCACUAAUUCAGCCCUGUACAAACACCAGAGAAUUCACACAGGCGAGAAGCCACACAGCUGCAAUGUUUGCCAGAGGAGUUUUGGACGGUCGGAUCACCUGAAAAUUCACAUGCAAAUUCACACAGGAGAAAAGCCCUACCACUGCUCUAAGUGCGAGCUGAGUUUCACUAACAACAGAUCUCUGAAAGAACACGAGGUCAGACACACAGAAGAUAAACCUCACUGCUGCUCCCAGUGCGGUGCUAGUCUCUCCUCUGCCAGGGCACUGGAAGAACACAUGCGGAUUCACACUGGAGAGAAACCAUACGAGUGCUCUGAAUGUGGGCAGAAGUUUGCACAUAGAACCAGUCUUGGGACACACCGAAGAAUACACACAGGAGCAAAACCCUAUCAGUGCUCUGACUGCAAGAAGAGCUUUUCAAGACGUGAUUCUUUAAAUAGUCACAAGUUCACACAUUCAGAGAAGAAGAUGUACCAUUGCUCUCAGUGUGAGUCGAGCUGCACAACGCCAGGUGCAUUGAAGAAACACCAGCUUAUUCACACUGGAGAGAAGCCUUACCACUGCUCCCACUGUGACAAGAGCUUCCUUUGGCAACAGUCUCAAAGGACACGAGCGUAGUCACAAGGGAGAGAAACCGUUCUCUUGCUCAGACUGCGGGAACAACUUUUCCACAAUGGCAACCUUGCGAAUUCACCAGCGAAGACACACAGGAGAGAGGCCAUACCAAUGCCCUUUCCCUGACUGUGGGAAGAGUUUUUCCCAGGCCUUUGCUUUUAAAGUCCACAAGAGAAGGCACACAGGAAAGAAGCCGCACCACUGUGAUCAGUGUGGGAAGAGUUUUGUCACGUCGGGUGACUUUCAAUCUCACCAGCAAACUCACUCCAAAUAGAAGCCUUACUGCUGCACAGCCUGUGGACUUAGUUUUUCUAGAUCUGAUUCCUUAAAGAUUCACCAGAGAGUCCACACAGGAGGGAGGCCGUACAGCUGCUAAGAGUGUGACAAGAGUUACACCUUGAAGGGUCACCUUACUAGACACCAGCUGACACACAGAGAAACCUCACCACUGCUCUGACUGUGGGAAGAGUUUUAUUCUCUCAGGCAACCUAUAAAAAAAACACACACGAGAGAAGCCUUACCACUGUUUUUAUUGUAAGAAGAGUUUUACCACUAAGGGUCAACUGACUGGACACCAGCAAAGACACAAAGGAGAGAAACCUCACUACUGCUUCAAGUGUUCAGUGGACUUGAGAUUCCACGUUCAGCGCAAAUACAGCGGGACACCCUACCACUACCUAUGAUGAAAAUUACAGGCCUCUCAUCUUUUUAAGUGGGAGAACUUGCACAACUGGUGGCUGACUAAAUACUAUUUUUGCCCCACUGUAUGUUCUUUUUAAAUAUCUGUGUGAACUGAGAGGAGCCUAAAAUCCAAUAGAUAAGAUGUGGUUAGAUGUAACCCAGAUGAGGAGAACCUGGGGGAGUAGAACAACCCCCCCCCCAGUGCAGAUGACCACAGGAUAAACCCAAAGUGGCUUAUGGUGACCCAAUCUGCAGGGGAGGGGUGGAAAAAGCAUUGCCUGUAAAGUUUUGGCUGCUCUGCCCAACAGUCAAGAGUGUUGGGCCUGAACUAGUCUUUCAUUAUUGCAAUAAUUAAUCAAUAUUAAAUUAAGAUGAUUGUUUGAAGAAAUGACUUCAAUCUCUCUCGGUAUGAAUGUCCAUUUACAUUUUUUGGGGUGACGAGGAUCUGAAACUUCACACCUGUUGACCGCUCCUGAAGAUCUGGGUAAACUGUGCCCAGGGAAUCAGAAAGUGGGAUCUCAGGGAAAACCAUACUCAUUAUUGAGCAGUUGCCUAAGAUCUGAGAGGUAGCGUGCGCGGGUGGAUGCCAGAUCUCCGACAUGGUCCAAGCCUACCUCAGUUACUAUCUGUCCGAUAAGUGAUGAAAUUAUAAAAAAAAGAAAUGCCCCUGUUGAGGUUACGCUCAGAGCGAGGUCUUCCUUCAGAGGGCCACAGCUGACGUAAACUAGCAGGACUCCAUUGAUAAGUGUUCUUAAAUGUGGUAUCCUUGGGCAUGAUUGUUAAUUAGCCUAAGUCCAGAUCCGUGGUACUGAGUUGAUCACAGUAGGACUGGUGAGGUUCAUGUGGAGUGAAGGACUAGUGUGUGUGGGUGAUCUUGCGAGAGAGAGAGAGAGAGAACUCGGCUUGGUGAAGUUCAAAUUAUAAUGUGUAAUGUUUUGAUCAAAUGUUUGAUAAAUGAGGUAACAGGUUACUAUUGUUUAGGUGUUAUUCCCUGUGUUUGUGAUAUGUGAGAGUUGUGCGAGUUUGGAAAUACGCGGUCAUCUGAAGUUUGUGAUAAAGUAUAGAAAUGUGUAUAAUACUAUAUACAGUGACUCAAAAACUCAAAAAAAUAAAAAUGUGUUUGAGUUUCUAUUUCGUCGAGCUGAGUCGUAGGGAUAAAGGGAAGUCAUUGGAAACACACUGAAUGUGAGUAACUAAGAAUUCCUACAUUUAUGUAUUGAUUCUGUGACAAUAUAGAUACAAUUUUUUUUUAAAUUAUAAUUGAUUACUAGAGAUUUGUUAAUGGAAAUACUAAUAAUAUGCAACCCUGAACACUCAUACGUCAGGGGUGAACAAAUUAUUCUGAGAGGUUCAGAACGGUCCCUUUUUAAGGAUAAUUUGAUAGAGGUAAGGUUAAAAUAUGCAACCCUGAACACGUCAGGGGUGAACAAAUUAUUCUGAGAGGUUCAGAACGGUCCCUUUUUAAGGAUAAUUUGAUAGAGGUUAAAAGCUUUAGAUGACUGUCUAAACGCUUAUGUGAUGUUCUACAUCCAGGUAAUACAUAUAGAGAACGGCCCAUAAAGGCCUGAAAAAUGUAUUUUUUUGCAGUAAGAGAUGAGUUGCUGUAUUUAUUGAAUAAAUCCGAGCGAAUUAAAGUUGGAAUUUCCACUAGACUUAUAUAAGGUAGUAGUAGUACAAAGCCUGA